CAGGUGUGCUAACCCGCUUCAUCCGCUGCAGGACUAUGCUUCUCUGCAUCGGCAACGUCAGCGGGUUCUCGAGCGAGCGAUUCGGCUGAUCCAGUCUGCGGCAGCGACCCAAGACCGUGGAGCCAACGCCGACGAUCACCUGGUGAAAGGAUCUGCGCUCCUGGAUCGGAUGGCCACGUCGCAUCUGCCUGGACUGAUGGAGUUUGAGGCUCGGUCGCUCUUCGAUCCCGACACCCAACGGCUUGUCAAGCUGGAAAGACAGAGGCUCGGCAAUCUGCCGAGAUCGUCGGUGUCGAUAGCCACCCUGGAUCGUGAUCUCGAACAACUAUUGAUUGCCGAGCAGCGGCUUCUCGAAGAGCUGAGGCAACUCCGAUCAAAGUUCACAUACAAGCCGGAUGACGACAGCUCGGCGAUCUACCGCCACUUUGGCCCGGUCGUCAACGGCCUGGAGUCGUCGCUGAAGCAGUUCCUGGCCAUCUUCCCCAACGAGAUUGAGCCCUGGCUGGAAACAGCGCCAGCAGCCGAUUCGCGAGCUCUCUCUGUCGCCGUUGCAAGUGCAUUCUCGACAUGCCAACAGUUGCAAAAGGUUCUGGAUGUCUUCACGGCUUCGAAGCACUACCACGAGAGCCUCCAAGAAAGCCUUGAGAACAUGGAGCGGGAAUAUGAAUCGCUCUCGGCCGAGACACUACCGCAGCCAUCGGCGGAUUCCCCAGCCCCUGCCUUUGGCCACCUGGUCGCCAGGAUGUUCUCCGAGAUCGAAACAUGCACAGCUAUUUUGAACCGACGACAGGCAUAGAUCGCAUUGGGGCCCAUCAGUCCACAAAGCCGAAUGGGGAUACCUGUAUUUGUACCCGGCAUGCCACUUAUUGUCUGGGUUCUGAAUACAACGGAUCGCCAGCCACUCAACAGGGCAAAUGGCAGUUUGAGGUGGAGAUCCUCGGUCGAGCCAGAUCAUGAGCGAUCGU
Messenger RNA from Polychytrium aggregatum, 965 nucleotides. RefSeq lists its product as uncharacterized. The record is from RefSeq and is a predicted model, not a curated record. Lineage: Eukaryota; Fungi; Chytridiomycota; Chytridiomycetes; Polychytriales. Bases 170 to 796 code for a protein of 208 amino acids. The transcript has 5 exons.